Triticum aestivum (bread wheat) is the source of this 1974-nucleotide messenger RNA. RefSeq lists its product as uncharacterized. The coding region runs from base 104 to 1912 and encodes 602 amino acids. Lineage: Eukaryota; Viridiplantae; Streptophyta; Magnoliopsida; Poales; Poaceae. The transcript has 14 exons. The record is from RefSeq and is a predicted model, not a curated record.
UUAAGUUACUUGCAUGCAAUUUUGAACAAAAAAUUUCAAACUUAAGUACAGUGAAGAUAAUUUCUUAUCUUUCUUGUUUGGGGACCCAAAUUUGGCAGCGAAGAUGCUGAGAGUUAAGCGAAGAGCUAGAUACUUAAAUGGACAGCAAAAAAAUGGUAAGAGCCUAAAGAAAGUAUCCAGCAUCUUGACUGAUUGUAAAGAUACGGCGGAGAGCAUCGAGCAAAAACUUUGUUGGACGGAACUCGGUCAAGAACUUGCUACCAAGUUUUCCGCAAGCAUUGUCUCGCUUGCUUCAUAUGAUGGAGACAAGCUGCAUUAUAAAAGCACAGGCAUAGUUGUUGAAAACAGUUUACGUAACACAUCUAUUCUCACCUCGUCAGCUUUGGUUAGCACAUCAGAUAGUGGACGUAGGUUCAUCUUUGGACUGAAGAUAAAAUUGCGCCUUCCAAAUAACCAAGUGGUCGAUGGGUGGAUACAACAUUCUGUUUUGCCUUUCAGUAUGGUUAUGGUGGUCACUACAUAUUCCCCUGAUCUUCGUACAGUAUGUUUCAGUAACAGCGUGCAAGUUCAGCGGCAUACUGAUUUGUUAGCUCUCAAGCGUUGUUUCCAGUCAGGCAAGUUAAUGCAAACACAUGGGGUACCAAGUGAUGAUCCAAGUAAAAUUGACAGCAAAGGGCGUAUGUUGUCCACAUGCAAAAUUACUAUGGAUGGAAGUGGUGGUCCACUUGUUGAUCCUGAUGGGAAUAUUGCUGGGAUGAAUGACUACCAUGAUCAGGAAGGAACUCCAUAUGUGCAAGGAAAUAAGAUUGAUGAAUGUUUGAGGGUUGCUCGGAUAAGUAGGGAGGAAAUGCAACGAAAUUACUGGCAAAAUCUUUCCAGUGCUUUAAGGCGCCAUCUAGAAGGUAGCUCCAAUCAAAAUGGCUGUAGUGGGGGAAAUGAAAAUAAUAACCAGAAACAAGUUUUAUCUUCUAUCCCUGAGCCACAAGCACUAGAAUUCAAUGAGGAUGCACCUACACCAGAGCUCAUUGAUGACGAACAUAAGCGUGUUCUAGCUCCCUGGCCAUCUAAUGGCCUUACAAAGAUGAUAAAUGAUCAAUUAAAGUCUGAUGGUUAUCCCUUACCAGUUUAUGCUGAUGGAGGCAUGCGUUUGGAAGCUAAUUUUGAAGAGAAAUUUGGCACAGAUAUCUUGAGUGAACCUGCUAGAAGAAUUACUUUAAAGAUGUCUCGGAGUGUUGUUGCACUCGCUUCAUUCAAUGGUGAUUUAAUGUUAUUAGGAAGGCAUUUUGCUUGCACAGGUGUAUGUAUAGAAUUUGAUGGAUCGACAUCCACCACAAGAGUUCUGACUUCAGCAAGCUUGGUUAGAACUUCUGGUGAUGAAAACGAGAUUGUUGAUAACCUAGAGAUUAAAGUGUGUCUUCCAAGUGAGCUGUGCAUUAUAGGGAAAUUAGAAAAAUAUGAUUUCUGCUAUAAUGUUGCUGUUAUCAGCAUCCCCAUGUUUCGCAGUAAUCGACCAGCAAUAUUGGUUGAUGCACCUCAAACUGAGGUAUUAGCUCUUGGCCGUGUCUUUAAAUCAGGCAAGAUUAUGGCUGCAGAGGGGUCAGUGACUGGCGAACGAUGUAAAUUUGGUUGCAAAGAGCUUAAGAUCUCCACCUGUAAAAUCACCAAGGCUGGAAUUGGAGGGCCCAUUGUUGAUUUUAAGGGGAAUGUUGUUGGCAUGAACUUCUAUGACACGGAAGGAACUCCUUACCUGCCAAGUAAGAUAAUUAUGAAAGUAUUGAGGAGUUUCGAUGCAGAGCGGCCUGUUGCUGCUGGUAUUACAAAGAAGCCUAUUUCUCGUUGGCCGUUGCCGAAGCCAUAUUGGUAUUACCCGAGUGGACAUCGUCACCGUACAGUCGUAAGAUUGAACCAAUGAUUGCUCAAGACGCACCCAAAGAGUGGUUUGCUCAAAUGACAAUGACAUAUAUGAUAUCACAA